Rosa chinensis is the source of this 1355-nucleotide messenger RNA. Its product is annotated as 1-aminocyclopropane-1-carboxylate oxidase homolog 1. The transcript is spliced from 3 exons. The record is from RefSeq and is a predicted model, not a curated record. NCBI's taxonomy places the organism in Eukaryota, Viridiplantae, Streptophyta, Magnoliopsida, Rosales, Rosaceae. The coding region runs from base 63 to 1208 and encodes 381 amino acids.
GCUUAGUGUUUACUUGCAGUCCUCAAACACUUUUGGUAUUAAUCUUAUUUGUCAAGCCUAAGAUGCAUGCAUUAAGCUUUACCAUAGCACAGACCAAGAUGGUAGCUACCAACAGAACCGAGGUUCCAACCAACUAUGACAGAAAAAGUGAACUGAAAGCUUUUGAUGACACAAAGGAAGGUGUUAAAGGCCUUGUUGAUGCUGGAGUAACUGAGAUUCCUCGAAUUUUUCAUCAUCCACCAGAUGAGUACUCCAUCCAUGAUUUCAGUGAUCCAGAAGAAACCCAAUAUAGCAUUCCAGUCAUUGAUAUUGAAGGCCUUUCCGAUUCAACUAAACAAAAGGAGAUUGUUGCAAAAGUUGGAGAGGCAUCAGAGACCUGGGGCUUCUUUCAGAUAGUCAACCAUGGAAUACCUGUUGAUGUUCUUGAAGAGAUAAAAAAUGGGGUCCGUCGGUUUUUUGAGCAGGACUCUGAGGUGAAGAAACAGCUUUAUGGUCGCGAUCACUUCAGGAAUCCUGUGCUCUAUAAUAGCAACUUUGAUCUGUAUAGUGCACCGGCGACUAAUUGGAGAGAUACUUUUUCAUGUUACAUGGAUCCAACUCCUACUAAGCGAGAAGACUUGCCAGACGUAUGCAGAGACGUACUUGUUGAGUACUCGAACCAAGUAAUGAAGUUGGGGAAGCUAUUGUUCGACUUGUUGUCUGAAGCUCUUGGAUUGAAGCCGAGUCACUUGAAUGACAUAGAUUGUACUGAGGGGCAUCUGUUAGCAGGCCAUUACUAUCCCCCUUGUCCACAGCCAGAACUAACUCUAGGCGCAACCAAACAUGCUGAUAAUGCCUUUCUUACUGUUCUUCUGCAAGACCAUAUUGGUGGUCUUCAAGUCCUUCACCAGAACAAGUGGUUUGAUGUACCGCCCGUGCACGGUGCUCUUGUGGUUAAUAUUGGAGAUCUUCUGCAGCUUAUAUCUAAUGACAGAUUCAAGAGUGUAGAACACAGGGUGCUGGCAAACCUUAGAGGUCCACGAGUAUCGGUUGCAAGCUUUUUUUGCACAGGAUUGCUGCCAUUAACAAAACUCUAUGGACCCAUCAAGGAGUUGCUAUCAGCAGACAAUCCUCCGAAGUACAGGGAGACUACUGUUAGGGACUAUUUUGCCUACUUCAAUCAAAAAGGCCUCGAUGGUACCUCUGCCUUGUCUCAUUUUGAGCUUUGAACUUGGAAACAAACAAGCAUCACCGCAGUGAAAUCCAUUCUGUGUUUGGCGAACAUUUCUUUUGUGUUGAAAAUGCAACGAAACUUUCAAGCACCAAUAAGCUGUAGUUAUUUGUCCAACAAAAUGUAAACUCAGCUGCUAUUGUUA